CGCCCGGCGGAGUGGGCGGAGCCUGCAGGCCGAGGAAAUGGGGUGCGCAGGGGAGGGAGAGAGGGAGCGAGGUCCCGCCUCCUGGCCGCGCCGAUUGAUCUCAGUGUCGGCAGGUUCAAUGCCGGAUAGGCCCGCCAGCCACGCCAAUCAUCGGGGGAAAAAGUUAAAGAUCUCCGCAGAUCAAAGGCGAGGAGAGGAGCAGGCGGCGCGGCGGCCAGGCCUGCUGCACCGUGACCGCAUGCUGAGUCCUGCGAACGGAGAGCAGAUACACGUUGUGAACUAUGUGGAAGACUAUCUGGAUUCAAUCGAGUCUUUGCCUUUUGAUCUCCAGAGGAACGUUUCUCUGAUGAGGGAAAUCGAUGCAAAAUACCAAGACAUCCUGAAAGAACUGGAUGAAUAUUACGAGAAACACAAGAGGGAGACAGACGUGGUUCAGAGGAGGCGGAUUCUCCAUUAUAUCCAGAGAGCCUUAAUCCGGAGCCAAGAGUUGGGCGAUGAGAAGAUCCAAAUUGUCAACCAGAUGGUGGAGCUGGUGGAGAACCGGAGUCGCCAGGUGGACAGCCAUGUUGAGCUCUUUGAAAACUGUCCGGAGAGCAAUGACGCCAACAACAAGUCCUCACUGGACAGGUCUAGGAAUGACGGUGCAACACCAGCAGAGAAACCCAAUGCCAAAAGGUCCAGGAGACGCAACAACGAGAACCGAGAGAAUGCAUCCAGCAACCAUGACCACGAGGAGGCAAGUACUGGAAUGCCAAAGGAAAAGAAGGCCAAGACUUCCAAGAAGAAGAAGAGAUCCAAAGCAAAGGCAGAGAGGGAGGCAUCUCCUGCAGACCUGCCCAUUGAUCCCAAUGAGCCCACUUACUGCCUGUGCAACCAGGUCUCCUAUGGGGAGAUGAUUGGCUGCGAUAAUGAGGAGUGCCCCAUCGAGUGGUUCCACUUCUCUUGUGUGAGUCUGAACCACAAGCCUAAGGGCAAAUGGUACUGUCCGAAAUGCAGGGGUGAGAAUGAAAAAACCAUGGACAAAGCACUGGAGAAAUCCAAAAAGGAAAGGGCUUACACUAGGUAGUUGCAGCACUAGCCUUUCGGUCUCUGUACAGCAACACAAAUUCAUGUAUAUUUAUUAUUGAGAGAUUUCCCUCUUUAGGUGAAAGGAUGGUGGGAGUGUAUUUGACAAAACUAUUCCUUCUGAAGACCAGUUAUUUUUUAUUUUUUUUUGCAAGUAGGAAGGAAGGAAUAAAGGAACCCUGGUUUUUAAGUCUUGUGUCCAGCACGUGGACUAUUUUUGUUCUGUUUAAAAAAAAAGACACUUUCCUCGCGGAAAUUCUAAAACCAUCAGUGUUUCAUUUGUUAUUAACAUUUCGUGCCCACCAUAACAAAAAAAAACAAAUUGGACAAAAUGGUUUUAUUAAAAUAUUUAUCAGAGAUAUUUUUUUUAAGUUUCUCAGAUGUAAAAAUGUACAGAUGUGAGCUUUCCAUGUAUAGUGUAUGAUUCAUCAGCAUAGGCCUUUAACCAUAUUGUAAGAAAUAAUUUUAUUGUUACUUGUUUAACAGAAAAGAAAAAAACUGUACA
This is a messenger RNA of Hemiscyllium ocellatum (epaulette shark), 1570 nucleotides long. RefSeq names its product inhibitor of growth family, member 1 (gene ing1). The transcript is spliced from 3 exons. The record is from RefSeq and is a predicted model, not a curated record. NCBI's taxonomy places the organism in Eukaryota, Metazoa, Chordata, Chondrichthyes, Orectolobiformes, Hemiscylliidae. Bases 38 to 1066 code for a protein of 342 amino acids. Gene Ontology annotation, cellular component: nucleus. Gene Ontology annotation, biological process: positive regulation of DNA-templated transcription.